Messenger RNA from Cryptomeria japonica (Japanese cedar), 5600 nucleotides. RefSeq lists its product as uncharacterized. Gene Ontology annotation, molecular function: structural constituent of cell wall. Gene Ontology annotation, biological process: plant-type cell wall organization. Lineage: Eukaryota; Viridiplantae; Streptophyta; Pinopsida; Cupressales; Cupressaceae. The record is from RefSeq and is a predicted model, not a curated record.
GACGUUCCAUUCAUCAUGGCUUCCAGCCUAACAAUGGAGCAGAAUUCCUCAAUGGCAUUCCUCAUUCUCUCAUUGUUUUGUCUGUUGGCCUCUGUAGCUCAAGCAAACUAUUAUUACAAAUCCCCUCCUCCUCCAUAUUUAUAUAAGUCUCCUCCUCCACCAUCUCCUUCUCCACCACCUCCCUAUUAUUACAAAUCUCCUCCACCUCCCUCUCCUUCUCCACCACCACCUUUUUCAUCUCCUCCUCCUCUAUAUCAUUAUAAUUCCCCUCCACCACCAUCUCCUUCUCCACCACCUCCCUAUCGCUAUAAAUCUCCUCCUCCUCCCUCUCCUUCUCCCCCUCCACCAUAUCACUAUUCUUCUCCACCACCACCUUCUCCAUCCCCUCCACCUCCAUAUCACUACAAGUCUCCUCCACCACCGUCUCCUUCUCCACCACCUCCUUCUGCAUCCCCUCCCCCUUCUUAUCAGUACAAGUCUCCCCCACCACCAUCUCCUUCUCCACCACCUCCCUACCAUUAUAAAUCUCCUCCCCCACCCUCUCCAUCUCCCCCACCCCCUUAUCAGUACAAAUCUCCCCCACCACCAUCUCCUUCUCCCCCACCUCCGUACCACUAUAAAUCUCCUCCUCCCCCUUCCCCAUCUCCGCCACCCCCAUAUCACUACAAGUCUCCCCCACCACCAUCUCCAUCUCCUCCACCUCCCUACCACUAUAAAUCUCCUCCUCCCCCUUCUCCAUCUCCUCCACCUCCUUAUCACUACAAAUCUCCCCCACCACCAUCUCCUUCUCCCCCACCUCCCUACCACUAUAAAUCUCCUCCUCCCCCUUCGCCAUCUCCCCCACCACCUUCUCCAUCCCCUGCCCCUCCAUAUCACUACAAAUCUCCCCCACCACCUUCUCCAUCCCCUCCCCCUCCAUAUCACUACAAAUCUCCCCCACCACCAUCUCCAUCGCCACCUCCACCAUAUCUUUAUCCAUCACCAUCACCAUAUCAUUACAAAUCUCCUCCACCUCCUGCAAAAUCUCCACCACCUCCCCCUCCAGUCUACAAGUACAAAUCUCCACCCCCUCCCGUUUACAAGUACACAUCGGCCGCUCCUCCUCCCCACGUCUACAAAUAUAAAUCACCCCCUCCCCCAGUGUAUAAGUACACUUCUCCUCCUCCACCUCAUUAUUCACCUAGUCCAAAUUAUUAUUACAAAUCCCCUCCUCCUCCAUAUUUAUAUAAGUCUCCUCCUCCACCAUCUCUUUCUCCACCACCACCCUAUUACUACAAAUCUCCUCCACCUCCUUCUCCUUCGCCACCACCACCUUUUUCAUCUCCUCCUCCUCCAUAUCAUUAUAAGUCCCCUCCACCACCAUCUCCUUUUCCACCACCUCCCUAUCGCUAUAAAUCUCCUCCUCCUCCCUCUCCCUCUCCCCCUCCACCAUAUCACUAUUCUUCUCCACCACCACCUUCUCCAUCCCCUCCACCUCCAUAUCACUACAAGUCUCCUCCACCACCGUCUCCUUCUCCACCACCACCUUCUCCAUCCCCUCCACCUCCAUAUCACUACAAGUCUCCUCCACCACCGUCUCCUUCUCCACCACCACCUUCUCCAUCCCCUCCCCCUCCUUAUCACUACAAGUCUCCCCGACCACCAUCUCCUUCUCCACCACCUCCCUACCACUAUAAAUCUCCUCCUCCCCCCUCUCCAUCUCCCCCACCACCAUCUCCUUCUCCCCCACCUCCCUACCACUAUAAAUCUCCUCCUCCCCCUUCCCCAUCUCCGCCACCCCAUAACUACAAGUCUCCCCCACCACCAUCUCCUUCUCCUCCACCUCCCUACCACUAUAAAUCUCCUCCUCCCCCUUCCCCAUCUCCUCCACCUCCUUAUCAGUACAAAUCUCCCCCACCACCAUCUCCUUCUCCCCCACCUCCCUACCACUAUAAAUCUCCUCCUCCCCCUUCCCCAUCUCCUCCACCUCCUUAUCACUACAAAUCCCCCCCACUACCGUCUCCUUCUCCCCCACCUCCCUACCACUAUAAAUCUCCUCCUCCCCCUUCUCCAUCUCCCCCACCCCCAUAUCACUACAAAUCUCCCCCACCACCAUCUCCAUCUCCCCCCCCACCAUCUCCAUCACCACCUCCACCAUAUCAUUACAAAUCUCCUCCACCCCCUGCGAAAUCUCCACCACCUCCCCCUCCAGUCUACAAGUACAAAUCUCCACCACCUCCCGUUUACAAGUACACAUCGCCCUCUCCUCCUCCCCCCGUCUACAAAUAUGAAUCACCCCCUCCCCCAGUGUAUAAGUACACUUCUCCUCCUCCACCUCAUUGUACAAAAUGUCGUUUGCUUGCUUCAAAACGAGGUGGGCUGAUGCUGUAUCAACUUAUUUACUUAUAUAUUUGCAGUGAGCUUCUGGAAGUUGUUGAAUUCAACGAUCGAAAGUUCAGAGCUUCAAUUUCUAGGUUGUUUCCAAGUUGGAUUAUCUUAAAGAUUCAAUUCAACAUGAAAGAGAAAUCAUGUUCACAAAAUUACAACCGAUUCUUACAACCAGAUCAUGAACAAGUUCCAAAGAAAAUAGGAAUUGUUACCUUAUUGAUGGCUCAGCUCCUUAAUAAUGAGGUGGAGGAGGGGAAGUGUACUUGUACACUGGCGGAGGAGGUGAUUUAUAUUUGUAGACAGGGGGAGGAGGAGGGGGGGAUUUGUACUUGUAAACGGGAGGAGGUGGAGAUUUGUACUUGUAGACUGGAGGGGGAGGUGGUGGAGAUUUUGCAGGGGGUGGAGGAGAUUUGUACUUGUAAACAGGAGGAGGUGGAGAUUUGUACUUGUAGACUGGAGAUGGAUAAUGAUAUGGUGGAGGAGGUGAUGGGGAUGGUGGUGGUGGAGACUUGUAGUGAUAUGGAGGUGGAGGGGAUGGAGAAGGUGGUGGGGGAGACUUGUAGUGAUAUGGGGGUGGAGGAGAUGGAGAGGGGGGAGGAGGAGAUUUAUAGUGGUAGGGAGGUGGAGGAGAAGGAGAUGGUGGUGGGGGAGACUUGUAGUGAUAUGGAGGGGGAGGGGGAGAGGCAGAGAGAUGAGGAGGAGAUUUAUAGUAAUAAGGAGGUGGUGGGGAAGGAGAUGGUGGUGGUGGGGAUUUGUAGUGAUAUGGAGGUGGGGGAGAGGGAGAAGGGGGAGGAGGAGAUUUAUAGUGAUAAGGAGGUGGUGGGGAAGGAGAUGGUGGUGGUGGGGAUUUGUAGUGAUAUGGAGGUGGGGGAGAAGGAGAUGGUGGUGGUGGGGAUUUGUAGUGAUAUGGAGGUGGGGGAGAGGGAGAAGGGGGAGGAGGAGAUUUAUAGUGGUAGGGAGGUGGUGGAGAUGGAGAUGGUGGUGGGGGAGAGUUGUAGUGAUAUGGAGGUGGAGGGGAUGGAGAAGCUCGGUGAUAUUGGCAGUAGUGUUGGGGAUCAAGAAGUGGCAGAAGUAGAAGAAAUGGAUCAGAGCGAUGAAUCACACUCUUGUGAGUGUAUAUGGGAUGCUGACAGUGCUACCACAUUAUGCGUAGAGGAUGAAGAAGUGAAUGAGACAAUGGUUGCAGGUGGUGUUAGUCGCACAAAUGUUACAGUCAUAGUGCAUAACAUGCAGAUCAAUUCUUUAGAGCAGAAUCUGAGAUAUUUUGAGGGAUUCCUGAACCAAGAGAAUGUUCGCCUCCAGGUCAGGAAUGUCGUCGACAUGUUGAGAGACAUGUUGAUAUCCGACAAGAGAGGCCUGGAGAUGUUGAGAGCCCUAUCCAUGAUUGUUAAAAGCCAUGUGCCCCUAGCUGGGGUACCCCCUAUGGACACCCAAUUUGAUCAAUUUAGGUCCCAGGUUGGUGUUAGCAUCCCAAAGUUGGGAGCCCGCAUGGUGGAUUCUACCAUCCCAUGUAUUAGUGCCUCCUUUGUUCCUUUAGGUUACACGGGUAUGGCCAGUGACUUGAUUGCUAUUUCAGUUAUUGCCUAUAUUACAGUUGUCUCUGCUAGUACCAUGUCAGUCAGAAUGUUGUCUAACAGGGGAGGUGGUGCAGCUCCACCACCUCCUCCUCCACCCAUGCACCCAAUUCCAAAUACCAUACUACUCUUGCGAGGAAAAGAGGAAUCAUGUCGAUGCCAAAUUGAGGCCCACUUGAAUGAGAUAGGCCCUCAUCUUGCACUAUAUAAAGACGAAGCUAACGUUCAAUUCAUCAUGGCUUCCAGCCAAACAAUGGAGCAGAGUUCUUCCAUGGCGAUCCUCAUUCUCUCGUUGUUUUGUUUGUUGGCCUCUGUAGCACAAGCAAAUUAUUAUUACAAAUCCCCUCCUCCCCCAUAUUUAUACAAGUCUCCUCCUCCGCCAUCUCCUUUUCCACCACCUCCCUAUCACCAUAAAUCUCCUCAUUACCACUCUCCAUCUCCUCCUCCACCAUAUCACUAUUCUUCUCCACCACCACCUUCUCCAUCCCCUCCUCCUCCAUAUCACUACAAGUCUCCCCCACCACCAUCUCCAUUUCCACCACCUCCCUACCAUUAUAAAUCUCCUCCACCACCCUCUCGCUCUCCCCCACCUCCAUAUCACUACAAAUCCCCACCACCACCAUCUCCUUCUCCUCCACCUCCAUAUCAUUACAAAUCCCCACCACCACCAUCUCCUUCCCCACCACCUCCUUAUCACUAUAAAUCUCCUCCUCAUCUCUCCACCUCUCCCCCUCCCCCUCCAUAUCACUACAAGUCUCCCCCACCACCAUCUCCUUCCCCUCCACCUCCCUACCACUAUAAAUCUCCUCCUCCCCCCUCUCCAUCUCCCCCACCCCCAUAUCACUACAAGUCUCCCCCACCACCAUCUCCAUCUCCCCCACCCCCAUAUCACUACAAAUCACCCCCACCACCUUCUCCAUCCCCUCCACCUCCAUAUCACUACAAGUCUCCCCCACCACCAUCUCCAUCUCACCCACCCCCAUAUCACUACAAGUCACCCCCACCACCUUCUCCAUCCCCACCACCUCCAUAUCACUACAAGUCCCCGCCACCACCAUCCCCAUCACCUCCUCCACCAUAUCAUUAUCCAUCUCCAGUCUACAAGUACAAAUCUCCACCUCCUCCGGUUUACAAGUACAAAUCUCCUCCACCCCCAGCAAAAUCUCCACCACCUCCCCCUACAGUCUACAAGUACAAAUCUCCACCUCCUCCCGUUUACAAGUACAAAUCCCCCCCUCCUCCUCCCCCUGUCUACAAAUAUAAAUCACCUCCUCCGCCAGUGUAUAAGUACACUUCUCCUCCUCCACCUCAUUAUUAAGCAGCCGAGGCAUCAAUAAGGUACAUAAUGUCGUUUGCUUGCUUCAAAACAGGGUGGGCAGAUGCUGUACCUACUUAUAUAUCUAUAUAUUUGCAGUGACCUUCUGGUUGUUGUUGAAAUCGACGAUCAAAAGUUCAAAAUGUUGUAUGAGAGCUUCUUCAAUUUCUCUGGUUUUUCCAAGUUGGAUUAUCGGAUAGAUUGAUUUCAACAUGAAAGCCAAAUUAGUAGUGAGAAAGUAAUCAGACCCAACGGAGCAAUACAUCACCCUCAACUUAUCGGAUUGCUCUGAUGUGUUAGACAUUUUCAGAAAAUAUAAUAAAAUGUACUGCAUUUCCUUGAAA